Messenger RNA from Dovyalis caffra, 2511 nucleotides. NCBI's taxonomy places the organism in Eukaryota, Viridiplantae, Streptophyta, Magnoliopsida, Malpighiales, Salicaceae. The record is from the annotation of a GenBank genome assembly.
AUGGAGCAAAGAGAGGGAGAGAGCUGGAGGGAAUUGGUGAGAAAGAUGCUUCCCCCAGGAGUUCCUCUCCCUGAAGAUGAGACUAAGCUUGAUUAUUCCAUAGCAAUGAUGUAUGAUGGCCCACCAGUUUCUUAUGAUGUCCCUAAAGUUGAACCUCUUGACGUAAGUUCUCAUGUGAUCCCCACCGCCGAACCACUUUCAGAAUCACAAAGAUUGGUUUCAAAUCUAGGUCCUCCGGUAAUUGAACCAAUACCUUUGCCCAUGUCUCGUAUAGCUGGUGUCACUGGUUCACCUAAUCAAAGUCCCAGAGUAUCAGCAAGCUCAGAGUCAGUAGUCUCUGUCUUGCAAAACCCUGACUUUUCUUCUGCUUCAGCUUCAGCUUCUCCAGGGUCAGUCCACAAUUCUCUUAGUCGUCCUCCACAACAAAUGGCUAGCGAAGUAAAGAGAGUGCCGGUUGUUACAUUUAACACUGUUGAUAGAUCCGAGAAGAAAGAUGUUGAUGUAGAGAAGCCAGUUUAUCCAGAGUACGUUGGGGUUUCAAAGGAAAAGAAGAAGAAAAAAGUAGGCAAUUGUGUGCUUCGGGCUAUGGGAUCGAUGCCUGAAGGCCGCAAGUGUGUGACAUGCAUUGGUCAACCAAUUGAUGAAUCAAAGAGAUCGAAGUUGGGGAAACAUUCAAGGGUAUUAUCACGAUUGCUUAGUCCUUUGGAAGUCAAGCAAAUUAUGAAAGCAGAGAAAGAAUGCUCUGCUAAUCAGCUUCGGCCAGAGCAGCUGAUUGUGAAUGGACAUCCUCUGAAGCCGGAAGAGAUGGCAGAAUUACUUGGAUGCCCAUUACCUCCGCGGAAAUUGAAACCUGGUAGAUAUUGGUAUGAUAAGGAAUCUGGUCUUUGGGGAAAGGAGGGAGAAAAACCAGAUAGAAUCAUUAGUUCAAACUUAAAUUUCACUGGGAAACUCAGCCCUGACGCAAGCAAUGGUCACACGGAGGUUUAUAUUAAUGGCCGGGAAAUUACCAAACUUGAACUGAGGGUUCUGAAACUGGCGAAGGUGCAGUGUCCACGUGACACUCAUUUUUGGGUCUAUGAUGAUGGUCGUUAUGAAGAGGAAGGUCAGAAUAAUAUCAGGGGAAAUAUUUGGGAGAAGGCAUCAACAAGGAUUGUUUGUACACUUUUCUCUUUGCCUGUGCUCCAUGGCCAACCUCAUGGACAGAGAGAUGAGGCCAGCAAUUAUACCACCGUUCCAAAUUAUCUAGAGCAGAGAAAAGUACAGAAACUUCUUCUACUUGGGAUUCAAGGCUCUGGAACCAGCACUAUCUUCAAGCAGGCCAAAUUUUUGUAUGGGAGCAAGUUCACUGCAGAAGAACUGCAAGAUAUCAAGUUGAUGAUCCAGAGCAAUAUGUACAGGUAUCUUAGCAUUUUGCUUGAUGGGCGGGAACGCUUUGAGGAGGAGGCAGUCUCCAAGAUGAAGGCAGUUGAUGUCGAAGACCAAAACUCUGAAGCAGGUGAAGAUGUUGACCAAAGUGAAACCAAUCAGUGUGUCUAUUCAAUAAAUCCGAGGUUGAAGCAUUUCUCUGACUGGUUAUUGGACAUUAUAGCCACUGGAGAUUUGGAUGCUUUCUUCCCUGCAGCAACACGUGAGUAUGCGCCAUUAGUUGAGGAGGUGUGGAGAGAUCCUGCUACACAGGAAACAUAUAGAAGAAAAAACGAGCUUCACUUCCUUCCAGAUGUCGCUGAGUACUUCUUGAGUCGGGCCGUUGAGAUAUCAAGCAAUGAAUACGAACCUUCUGAACGUGAUAUUCUCUACGCAGAAGGGGUCACUCAAGGAAAUGGUUUGGCUUUCAUAGAAUUCUACCUUGAUGAUCGCAGUCCAAUGUCUGAAACAUACACAGAUAAUCUGGAUGCUCCACCCCCACCUCUGACCAGAUAUCAACUGAUUAGAGUAAAUGCAAAGGGGAUGAAUGAGGGGUGUAAAUGGGUGGAAAUGUUUGAAGAUGUGCGAGCAGUAGUAUUCUGUGUAGCCCUUAGUGACUACGAUCAGAUGUGGCUUGCACCAGAGAGUAGUGGCAGUGGAUCUUUACUUCAGAACAAGAUGAUGCAAAGCAAGGAGUUAUUUGAGACAAUGAUUAGGCACCCUUGCUUUAAGGAUACACCUUUUGUGCUGAUACUUAACAAGUAUGAUGUCUUUGAAGAGAAGGUUAAUCGGGUGCAUUUAAGUGCUUGUGAGUGGUUUAAUGACUUCAGUCCCGUGCAACCUCACCACAACAACCAAUCACUUGUUUACCAGGGCUACUACUAUAUCGCAAUGAAGUUUAAAGAUCUCUAUGCUUCCAUCACAGGCCGCAAACUUUUUGUAUGGAAAGCUAGGGCAAGGGACCGAGUGACCAUUGAUGAGGCAUUCAAGUACACAAGGGAGGUUCUCAAGUGGGAUGAGGAAAAAGAGGAUAAUUACUAUGGUGGAGCUGAGGAUUCAUUCUACAGUACUGACCUGAGCUCCUCACCAUUUGUCAGGCAAGAGUGA